CAAAGCAUUCCAGAUCUUGCACGAUGAAAGCCGCAUUCUCUGUUCUGGGCUUCCUGGGCCUGGCCGCUGCGGCAUUGCCAGAAUGGAACUCGUACCCUGGACACUCUCCGGCGGUCGAGAAUCGCACGCUGGACGAGAUCUACGCCGCGGCCAAGAAGGAGCAAGGAAGUCUGGUGGUUCUCUGGGGAGGAGACGCCGUCAGCCAGGGCGAAUCCACCAUCAAGGCGUGGAAAGCCCGAUUCCCCGACAUUGAACUGAACCUCACCGUCGACGUGUCCAAGUACCAUGACAGUCGGGUCAAUCGCCAGUUCCAGCGCACCGGGUCCGACGGCGCCGAUAUUGCCGUCUUGCAAACGGUCCACGACUAUGUCCGCUGGAAGAAGGAGGGUCGGCUGUACCCCUAUAAACCGGCGCAUUGGGAGGAUGUCUGGGCCGAUAUCAGAGAUCCGGACGGCGCGUUCAUCGGAACUUUCAUCUAUGGCUUCGGAACCCUAAUCUACAACCCUGCCCUGCUCGACGAGUCCGCCGUCCCGUCCACCUACGAGGAAUUCACCCGCCCCGAAUGGAAGAGCAAGCUGGUGCUCACGUACCCCAACGACGACGACGCCGUGCUGUACCUCUUCUCCAUCAUCAUCAACCAAUACGGCUGGGAAUGGUUCGACGCGCUCCUCCAGCAGGACGUGAAAUGGGUACGCGGCACCGGGGAGCCCGCCGCCGAAAUCGCGCGCAAGCAGUCCACCCGCUCACUGUCCUUCACCACUUCACCCCGCGGGAACCUGUCCACCUCCGACCCCAAGGACACGCACGUGUACUGGCCCCAGACGGGCGCUAUCUUCGCGACGACGCCGCGGCCGGAAAGCGCCAAGCUGUUCAUGAGCUGGCUGCUGAGUGACGAGCACCAGAAGACGUUCAACGGGAGCUAUCUGGCGCGGAAGGAUCUAUCGUCUACGGCAGGGAGUGUGUGGGAGGAUCCGGCGUCGCCGCUGACGCGGUUUUCGACUUUCAUGGAGAAUCGCGAGACGGUGGAGUGGUGGAAGUUGCAGUUUGAGACGGAGAUUGGGACGGCACAGGGGGAUAUUUCUUUGUUGCGUGGGAAUUAGAUUUUUUGAUCUGGUAGAUCUUGCGGAUGGAGUGUAGAGCUUUGGUAGACUUUACUAUCGUUUAUCCUUAUGUUUCUUGGGCGAGGUGUAUCAUUCACUCAGACUAGUCACAGCGUCCAAGGAUUAUGCUGUUUAUAAUCUGC
Aspergillus steynii IBT 23096 is the source of this 1243-nucleotide messenger RNA. RefSeq names its product ABC transporter substrate-binding protein. NCBI's taxonomy places the organism in Eukaryota, Fungi, Ascomycota, Eurotiomycetes, Eurotiales, Aspergillaceae. The record is from RefSeq and is a predicted model, not a curated record. Bases 24 to 1100 code for a protein of 358 amino acids. The transcript is spliced from 3 exons.